Messenger RNA from Drosophila takahashii, 1697 nucleotides. RefSeq names its product RIO kinase 2 (gene RIOK2). Lineage: Eukaryota; Metazoa; Arthropoda; Insecta; Diptera; Drosophilidae. Gene Ontology annotation, cellular component: preribosome, small subunit precursor; cytosol; nucleus. Gene Ontology annotation, biological process: maturation of SSU-rRNA; protein phosphorylation. The record is from RefSeq and is a predicted model, not a curated record. Gene Ontology annotation, molecular function: protein serine/threonine kinase activity; ATP binding.
UGCCACCUCUAGUGCCUGCACGUGUGAACGAAACGAAAACAUUGAUAAAUGCGCCGUUAAACUGCCAGAAUAAAGCGAAAAUGGGUAAACUAAACGUGACAGUGCUGCGCUACCUCACCAAGGAGGACUUCCGCGUCCUCACCGCCAUCGAGAUGGGCAUGAAGAACCACGAGCUGGUCCCCGGACCCCUGGCCGCUGCCAUUGCGAAUCUGAAGACGGGUGGUGUCCACAAGCUGCUCAAGGAGCUGUGCAAGCACAAGUUGCUGGCCUACGAGCGCGGAAAGAAGUAUGAUGGCUACCGCUUGACCAACACGGGCUACGAUUACCUGGCUCUGAAAUCGCUCACCUUGCGCGGAUCGGUCAGUUCCUUUGGCAACCAAAUUGGCAUUGGCAAGGAGUCCAACAUCUAUGUGGUGGCCGACGAGGAGGGCACUGCCAUCUGCCUGAAACUCCACCGAUUGGGACGCACUUGCUUCAGGAACGUAAAGGCCAAGAGAGAUUACCAUGGUCGCCGGCACAAGGCCUCCUGGUUGUAUCUAUCCCGCAUCUCGGCCACCCGCGAGUUCGCCUACAUGUCGGCGCUCUAUGAUCGCGGAUUUCCGGUGCCCAAACCCAUCGAUUUCAAUCGUCACUGCGUUCUAAUGGAUCUCGUCAAAGGAUGGCCCAUGACCCAAGUUCAAGAGCUGCUGGAUGCUCCACAGGUGUACGAUGACCUCAUGAACCUAAUUGUCCGUUUGGGAAAUUCUGGCGUUAUUCAUGGCGAUUUUAAUGAGUUCAAUUUAAUGGUUACCGAUGAUGGCAAGCCCAUACUGAUUGAUUUCCCUCAGAUGAUGUCCACCUCGCAUGAGAAUGCGGAAUUCUUCUUUGAUCGCGAUGUUAACUGCGUGCGCGAAAUGUUCCGUCGCAAAUUUGGCUACGAAAGCGAAGACUACCCCAAGUUCAGCGAUCUGGUGCGCGAGGAUGAACUGGAUGCUGAAGUACGUUGUACGGGCUUUGGCUUUACGAAGGAAAUGGAGCAGGAUCUUCUCGAGGAAUACGGAAUGAUAGAGCAGGCAGAUGAGGAUAGUGAGGAAGAGAAUGUUGACGAGGAGGAGGAGCCUCCCACUCUUGUUACUUCGGCUGCCGUAGAGAUUGACGAGUAUCGACGUCAGGUGGAGAACGAGGUGACUUACAGCGAGGCCAAGCCAACUCAGAAGACAGAUGACGCAGUGCGUCGCUACAUUGAAUCGUGUACGCAAUAUCUGGGCAAUCUGAACGUGGGUCCAGAGGUUCCCGAUCAAACGCUGCCCAAGAAAGUAGAAAUUUCUCUACCCGUAGAAGCUCCAAAAGUCAUCCCAGUCGAAGUGGAAACCCCAGUUGUAGAAACUGCAACGGAAGAUGCUAGGUCCAUUAGCUCAAACGACUUGGAUACGGAUGAAGUGCCCGAGUUAGCUGGCCUCGAUCCCAACUCUCGCAUGUAUCGCCUUAAAAUGGUCGAGCAAAUGCUGAAUGAUGCGAGAAGUCAGCGGUCCUACUCGACCACAACCAGUACAAUAGCUCCCUCGGUGAUCACCGACCGGAUACGCAAGAACAUGGACGUUAAGGAGAAGCGGGAGCAGCGAAAGAAGUGCGUUGCAAAGGGUGAAGCCAGUGCUGUCCAUCGCCACCGCAAGGAGAACAAGGAUGUGGUAAAAGAAUACGCCGGCUGGGAUUUCUAG